Messenger RNA from Serinus canaria (Common canary), 979 nucleotides. RefSeq names its product proteasome maturation protein (gene POMP). The transcript is spliced from 6 exons. Gene Ontology annotation, biological process: proteasome assembly. The record is from RefSeq and is a predicted model, not a curated record. NCBI's taxonomy places the organism in Eukaryota, Metazoa, Chordata, Aves, Passeriformes, Fringillidae. The coding region runs from base 78 to 503 and encodes 141 amino acids. Gene Ontology annotation, cellular component: cytoplasm; nucleus.
GGCGACGCACGCGGGGGGCGGGGCGGAAGUGAGCGGGCGGCGGCGGCGGAAGUGGCUGCGCGCGUCGGGGGCUCAAGAUGAAUUCCAGAGGCACUGCUUCUCUGUUGAAGGACAGUAUCUCAUUUACAGACGUUUCAGCUGCAGGGCUGUUUGAAGGUCAUGAUCUUCUGCGCAGGGGCUUUACAAGUGUGAAAAAUGAAUUGUUGCCCAGCCACCCACUGGAGUUGACAGAAAAGAAUUUCCAGUUAAAUCAAGAUAAAACAAACUUUGCCACACUGAGAAACAUCCAAGGAAUCCAUGCACCUUUAAAGCUGCAGAUGGAAUUCAGAGCAGUGAAACAGGUCCAGCGUCUACCAUUUCUUCACAGCUCAAACAUGGCAAUGGAUAUUUUGAGGGGAAAUGAUGAAUGCAUUGGUUUUGAGGAUAUCCUUAAUGAUCCUUCCCAGAGUGAGGUUAUGGGAGAACCACACAUGAUGAUGGAGCACAAGCUUGGUUUAUUGUAACAAAAUAUACUUCAGAAAAACGUUUUGUGUGUGUCUUUCUAGUGCAGAUCUAAGUACAUGGUACUAAAUUGACACUCACAGUGUUAAGCAAGCAGACUUAGUUAUCACUUGCCUUCCUUAAUGAAAAGGCACAUUAAAUGUUUAAUGUCUCUAAAUUGUUCUGUGCUUGUUACCAAUCAUACAAAUGUCCUGUAAAGUUUAAAUAAUGCCUUUUCAUAUACUGCUCAGGACAAUAGCUUCUCAAAUAUGGAAAUGCUAUAUGUGUAUACAAGAAAUUCAAAAGUAUCCAGGCAUUUUAAAACUGACUACUGUGGUAAAUGCAUUUAAUGGGGGAAGAGGAAGGUAUUUUCCGUUGCAUAACUCUUUGUUCAUGAAAAUUUCCAUACACUUUUUAAACUAUUGAAUAAAAGUUUGCUAUAAAUGCUGUUGUAUUUCAAAGUAUAUUUAAUCCUAAAUGAAGAAUCUCUUAUCCGUGA